GGGAACAAACCUUUUCUUUCUCUUUGUUCCGGCCUCACGGAAGCAAACAUGGCGGCGGAGGGAGACGUCGAUUUGGACCUGGAAGCCGAGGAAAAUUGCACUGGGAAGCCGGUGGAAAAGCCUCGGAAACAUGAUAGCGGAGCCGCGGAUCUGGAGAGAGUCACGGACUAUGCGGAGGAGAAGGAAAUCUCCAGUUCCGACCUGGAAACGGCCAUGUCAGUGAUUGGAGACAGGAGAUCGCGAGAACAGAAAGCCAAACAAGAGAGAGAAAAAGAGCUGGCCAAAGUCACCAUCAAGAAAGAGGACGUAGAACUAAUCAUGUCCGAGAUGGAGAUCUCGCGGGGCGUGGCCGAGCGCAGCCUGAGGGAGCACAUGGGCAACGUGGUGGAGGCUCUGGUGGCUCUGACCAACUGACUGGAUGGACCUCGGCACCUGAGGAGCAGCAGCUUUUACACACGGGACUGCUUCAUGUUUCUACGAG
Messenger RNA from Myripristis murdjan (pinecone soldierfish), 481 nucleotides. RefSeq names its product huntingtin interacting protein K (gene hypk). Gene Ontology annotation, biological process: negative regulation of apoptotic process; protein stabilization. The record is from RefSeq and is a predicted model, not a curated record. The coding region runs from base 49 to 414 and encodes 121 amino acids. The transcript has 4 exons. NCBI's taxonomy places the organism in Eukaryota, Metazoa, Chordata, Actinopteri, Holocentriformes, Holocentridae.